AUGCAGGAGAAGGCUGCGGCCAUCAGGAAGAGUUUUCAGCGCCCGAAGUUCUGGGUCAUGGGCUUCGGCUGGUGUUUGGCGGCCUGUGCAGGGGCCGCCAAUGUGGUUGCCUACAAGUCUUGGAAUCUGUAUGCAUCGCACGUGACCGGGAGCACGUCGAAUAUUGCCUUCCGGCUCGAAGGCUACCAGCAGGGCGAGUAUGGUUCAGAGACCUUGAAGGAAGCAUGCUCGCUUGUGUUCUCCUUCCUGGUCGGAGCAUACGCCUGUGGAAUCCUCAUUGACAAGAACCAAGUGCACCUCCUGGGGAAAGCCUUCUAUGGCCUGGCCCUGGUGCUGAACUCGGCCCUUCUAGUUUCGGCGGCUUUCGUGCCUGGUCGGCUGCUUCCGGCGUGCCUAGUGGCAGCGGCUUGCGGCUUGCAGAACGCGAUGUGCACAUCCCACUUUGGCGCGAUCGUCCGCACGACGCACGUGACUGGCACCAUGACUGACAUCGGUUCGACAAUGGGCCGCAUCAGCAUGAUCUACCUUAGGAGAGCAUGCCGCUGCAGUCAGCUGACGGAUAUCGAGCGUGCAGAGAUAGGGGUGGAUGCGCGCAAGCUGGCCGUGCUUGCCGGGCUUUGGACCUUCUAUCUGGUUGGCGGCCUCAUCGGGAUCUACGUGGAGAACAUCGUUGCAGGUCCCAAGGCACUUCUGGUCCCGGCUUUUGUCACAGGCAGCGUGGGCGUGACCUACAUGGCCUGUCGACAGCUGUUGAAAGACUACAUCAAGAAGGUGGAGAAGGAGCGGUUCUCGGCUGACCUGAAGGAGGCGCAGAGUGCCCUGGCCCACAUGGGAUCUCGCCUGCAAGAUCUCGAAACCGGCGACACUGAUCUCGUAGCAGACUUGGACAAAGAGAUGGGCCACAUGAUCGAUGCUUUGCAUGAGGUGGAGGCCGACUUUGACAACCUGUACCAACAACCAGGCAAUGCCACGGAGUCCGCUCAGUCGAACCGGCAGUAA
Symbiodinium natans is the source of this 999-nucleotide messenger RNA. Lineage: Eukaryota; Dinophyceae; Suessiales; Symbiodiniaceae. The record is from the annotation of a GenBank genome assembly.